GCGUAGGAGUGGCUCCGGUGGUUCGACAUCACCUCACCCGGCGUGAAGAGAACGACGGCGGUUAAGCUAGAUGGUACUCCGAUUUGGUAGCUAGCGUUAGGGAUUUUUUCACCUCCACUUGAAGAAACAUUGAGCCAGACCAAACCACCAUGGCUCUCUACGAAUAUGUCACGAAGGAGCAGCUGGCGGGGUUCGACAGAUAUAAGUACAGCGCCGUGGACACGAACCCCCUGUCUGUCUAUGUUAUGCAUCCUUUCUGGAACUUUUUAGUGAAGUUUUUACCAACAUGGCUGGCUCCGAACCUCAUCACAUUUACGGGUUUCAUGUUCCUCGUGUUGAACUUCUUGAUGUUGGCCUUCUGGGACUUUGACUUCACUGCCUCUUCUGCAGGAAACCAGCAUGUGCCUAGCAGGGUGUGGGUGGCAGCUGGGAUCUUCAACUUCUUAGCCUACACGCUUGAUGGUGUUGAUGGCAAGCAGGCUCGUCGCACCAAUUCCUCAACACCACUAGGGGAGCUCUUCGACCAUGGGCUCGACAGCUGGGCCUGCAUCUUCUUUGUCGCCACGGUGUACUCCAUAUUUGGGCGUGGGGAAAGUGGCGUAAGCGUAGGUGUGCUCUACUACAUCCUGUGGGUGGUGCUGUUCUCCUUCAUCCUGUCCCACUGGGAGAAAUACAACACGGGCAUCUUGUUUUUGCCCUGGGGAUACGACAUGAGCCAAGUGACCAUCUCGCUUGUUUACUUGGUCACUGCUGUAGUGGGAGUGGAAACCUGGUACCAGCCAGUGAUCUUCACCUUUCUCUAUAGAGAUCUUUUUACCUUUAUGAUCAUAUCCUGUUCCUUUGCUGUGACAUUACCCAUGAGCCUCUACAACGUCUGGAAGGCUUACAGGAACAACACUCUGAAGCACAGCAGCCUGUAUGAAGCCUUCCUGCCUUUCCUUUCUCCUAUCCUCCUCUUCGUCUUGUCCACCACCUGGGUUGUCUUCUCUCCGUCCAAUAUCCUCGAGCUGCAGCCCAGAAUUUACUACCUCAUGGUGGGAACAGCUUUUGCAAAUGUCACUUGCAAGCUCAUCGUGUGUCAGAUGAGUAACACACGCUGCCAGCCUCUGACCUGGCUGCUGCUGCCAAUGUCCUUGGUUGUGGGCUCAGUUGUCACAGGGGUCGUCACCAACGAGACGCUGCUGCUUUAUCUGUGGACCGCCGCUGUCAUACUCGCACACAUACACUAUGGUAUAUCUGUGGUGCAGCAGCUCAGUGAUCAUUUCAACAUCUUUGCCUUCUCGCUGAAGAAGCCCAAUCGAGACUGACAGGAGGAGGAACGAAUCGGCCUGACAGCAGCAGAGGUUUAAACCGCUCCUCUGUUCGACACUUCACCCUCACCCUAAAACCCCCCACCUCCCUCCGUCCCUCCCCCCACAAUGACGCUUCGAGUGAACAGACAGUGGCCCUCCUCAUAAAUACACAUUCCCAAAGCAACUAAUCAGACUCUGUUCACAACAACGGGGUUGGCCCCGGGGCCUCAGGCUUCCUUCACUGCUGAUUGGCUGACUUGAGCCAAUGAGGUGCUAUUGUUUCCUACGGAAAUGUGCUUCGAUGGUGAGGACCUGAGCAGUGAGAAGACACACUCCACGGAGGCCCUCAUCACCCAGAGCAUUCAGGACCUCAUUAUUCUAACCUCAAUAAUCAAACUGAAGCUAAUUUUAACCUCAGUCCUGAAUCAACAUCUUAAACUCCGUACAGCCUGCUCCAUCAGGUUUGCACAAUUGAAAAUGAAGAUAAUACUGGUAAGCUGUCUCUAAAUACAGAGAACCCACAUAGUAUUAUGGAUGUAGAGCAGUGCCCUGAGGGGGAGCCUUUUCAGGGGACCCGUCUGAAGGAGUGAUGUCGAUCAAACCUGGAAACAGAACAUUGGAUUCCUACGGUUCUAGUUUUGUCCAGAAUUUAAUUAUUUUUUUUUUUUAAUCUUCCAUCAGUGAUAAUUGUUAAUAACUUCUUGUGUAUAUACAUAUACAUAUAUAUAUAUAUAUUAAGACCAUUGUUUGGGGUUUGUAAAAAUUGAGUAAAGAAGCUCAAACGAGGAUUUCCUCCUGUAAAAUAUUAUAGACCUUUCACUCUAAUUAAUUCUCCAUGAGGCUCUGUGGUUACAGCAGAUUUUAUUAUUUACUAACUGGGAUAAACCAAUCAGGUUUUGCUAACCUUCCUUUGUUCUAUCCGGGUACCAGCUCUCCCCUUUCCCUCUGAGGUGUCGUGGUUUUCAUGCUGAUUCGUUCUUUUGGUUUGAUUUUUUUUUUUUACUUAUAUUUGUGUCAGCGUUAGUUGUUAUGUUGCGCAGCACUUGAAUGAAGAGUGCGUCCAAAAACCGCCAGUGGAGCGGACUCACUCUGAGGGACCAAGCCUCCGCACAGAACAGCGCAAAAACACGCUGCUUGCCGUCACGCAGACGUUACCUCGCUCGUUUUCUACGGUCCGGCGUAGAUCUUGUCUGGUUGCAUUUUUUCCAUCUGUUGUCUCAGAUUUGGAAGGUGUUCUUUUAGGACGGUUUAGGUUUGUUGAGACGGAUCCUUGCUCAGAACUAAAGACGCUCCAGUCAGUGCGUCUGUCAGGAUCAGUUAUAAACAAAGUCAGAAUAUUUACAAAGCACUGAAUGAAGACUGAGAACAAGUUUCAAAUUAAGUCAGGAAAGUCCUGGAAUAAUACAUGUUCUCCAGGUUUUUAUUAGAGAAAUAUGGCUUUGACCCUCCCCUACCUGUUGCUGUGCACUG
Cyprinodon tularosa is the source of this 2762-nucleotide messenger RNA. It is a transcript of the gene selenoi, whose product is annotated as selenoprotein I. Lineage: Eukaryota; Metazoa; Chordata; Actinopteri; Cyprinodontiformes; Cyprinodontidae. Gene Ontology annotation, cellular component: Golgi apparatus; endoplasmic reticulum membrane. The record is from RefSeq and is a predicted model, not a curated record. Gene Ontology annotation, molecular function: ethanolaminephosphotransferase activity. Gene Ontology annotation, biological process: phosphatidylethanolamine biosynthetic process. The transcript has 10 exons.